AUGAGUGCCGGCUGUUCUGCUGGGAGUAAUCCACUGACUAAUUUGAGCAAACACGCUCAACAAGACCGAAGUCUACAGCGCAAUGGGUUUCUUGGUGUGAAUCAAGGCUCCCAGAGUCGAUUUAAAACGCAAGAGAGUACCUUGAGUGACGCCAGUAAAAUGCAUAUGGAAGCAUUUGGUGGUAGAGACCGUAAUGAGGCCAGUAUGAUGGUGGGUCAUGGACGUCCUGUACUGCCCCCGACUCUUGCAGAAGUUUCACAGGAUCGUCAUUCUCAGCAACACCAAUUUCGUGGACCAUCUACUAACGGAUGGAGCCAGCAGUUCCAGCAGGGAUCUGCUGAUGUGAGCUUAGAUCAAAAGUCUGCCCUGCAAAGCCGGUCGCCUCAAGUCAGUCAUAGAGCACAGGCUGAACCUUAUGACCGGAUGCAGAUGAUGAGAGCCCGCACCACAAUGGGCUCAUAUAACCCGCGUUUGGCAUCUGGCAUGCUUAGCCCCAUGGCCCAAAAUCAAAGACUUCAGCAAGUGCCCUCAAAUGAGCAGGCGUUUCAGAGUAUUGAUCAGGACAAUUGGGAUGAGCAGUUCAAGGAAUUGGAGAAAGAGGUUGCCGAAAAGCUGGCCCUUCGAGAGGAAGAAGUUGCUAAGCAAGAAACAGAAGUCGUUGGCGAGGGGCAAUCUAUCGUUGACGACCAAUAUCAGGCAGAAUUCCAAGAGGUUUGGGACAGCCUGCACGAGGAGGCAAUGGACGAGACGGCGACCAACUGGAAAAAGGACUACGAGCAAUAUCUGUCUGGACGGCCUGCUACGAGCCUGCCAUACAAGUUUGAGGCGGAGAACCAGUACCUGCACAACUCUAACCCGUACGAAAUUGGAUGUAUUCUGAUGGAGAAUGGAGCAAAGCUAAGUGAAGCAGCGCUGGCGUUCGAAGCGGCAGUUCAAGAAGACCCAAAACACGUAGAUGCGUGGUUAAAACUGGGCAUGGUGCAUACCCAAAACGAAAUGGAAAUCAGCGGCAUAAGCGCUUUAGAGGAAUGUUUGCGACUGGAUCCCAAUAACCUGGAAGGAAUGGUCACAUUGGCCAUCAGCUAUAUCAACGAGGGCUAUGACGUCAGCGCUUUCAAAAUGUUGAAUAAAUGGCUUGAAACCAAAUAUCCAGACCUAGUGGCUCCAGAGCAGUCAAUGCCUGCCAGUGGCGACCGCUACGGCAUGAGCCAGGCUCUUACGCUCCGGUUUUUGCAGGUGGUGAACAAACUUCCGGAGGUGGAUGCCAGUCUGCAGCUUGGGCUGGGAAUACUGUUUUACUCUAACGACGACUACGAAAAGACUGUAGAUUGUUUCAAGGCCGCUCUUGCGGUUUCUCCAAACGACGAGCUGAUGUGGAACCGACUGGGCGCAUCUUUGGCUAAUUCGAACCGCUCCGAAGAGGCCGUACAAGCGUACCGCAGGGCGUUGCAGCUGAAGCCCACGUUUGUUCGGGCACGCUGCAAUCUGGCGGUGUCCUGUAUGAAUAUGGGUUGUUGCAAAGAGGCUGCCGAGUAUUUACUCACUGCUCUGUCGAUGCACGAGGUCGAGGGCCUGCCCUCUGAGGCGGCCACGAGCCAAAACCUGCUAGAGACGUUGAAAAGAGCGUUUAUCGGCAUGGAACGACGCGACUUGCUGGAGAAAGUGCGUCCCAACAUGGAUUUGAACAUUUUCAGGUCCGAGUUCAACUUCUGA
Molecule: messenger RNA, 1713 nt
Organism: Lachancea meyersii CBS 8951
Lineage: Eukaryota; Fungi; Ascomycota; Saccharomycetes; Saccharomycetales; Saccharomycetaceae
Source: the annotation of a GenBank genome assembly